AGAUCCAGUUCCAGUUCGGAUUCAGCCAUCGUCCAAUAUGUUUACGCUGCACGGGCAUUUAUUUAUAACCAAUUGAUGAGCUCUGCGAUGGCCGCCGCCCAGUUGGCGGAGCAGGAUCCAACAGCUGGGGCCAAUCCCAGACGAAGUUUUAGCGACUGGCGGCUGUGGUGUCGCUUAUGCGCAAAGGAUGAUCUGCAGGGGAACAUGAAUGUGUUCCUCAAGAACGAAGACUCCGGCGAGGCAUCCUCUUUGGAGUUGGCUACCGCCAUUGGCAAGUACUUCUGGGUGAAUAUAACUCGGGGCGAGGAUUUGCCGGAGAUGAUUUGUAAUGAGUGCCUGUCGCUAGUCACCUCGCUGGUGAAUUUCUCAGAGCGAAUUACUCGUGUUCAAAAGCUCUACUGCAUUCUGCAGAGUUCAUCCACUCAGGAGAACCUAAAUCUCCAGGAGCUGCGCUCUAAAUUCGGUCUGCUAGAAGAGGAACCUCUGACAGAAGUGCACUAUGUGGAUAAAAAGCCAAAGUUGGGCGAAGAGGUAGAUUUUUUGCCAGAGGAGUCGGCUUACGAAGUGGAGAAUCCCUUAACGCCAGAGGAAAAACACGAAAAAGAGCAGGCAGCAGAGCAGGAGCCUCCCGAGGAUCAAUCAGAGCAGGAGGAACCGGAUGACCAAGAUCGAGACUAUGAAGCUGAUGAGGAUGCGGUGCUGUUUAAGCUUUGCGAUGCCUAUGGCAUUCAGGAGGGCAACUCCUCAACUGGCAGUUUAAGCGACUCUCUGCCGGGGCAAGAAAAAGCUAAUAAAGGAGAAUCAGAUUCCGACAAAAGACACCAAUGCAGCGAGUGCUUACGAAGCUAUGCCACCUCCAGGACUCUUCAACGUCACCUGCGCCAGGAUCACGGUGAAAUCCAAUCCUCAACCGACCAGCUGCAGUGCCCAGAUUGCCCAAAGAAGUUCCGGCUUUUCUAUCAGCUGGAGCGUCACCUCAAAUGGCAUGUUCCUCUGACCAAGCGAAAGCAAUAUUCCUGCAGCAGUUGCGACAAGAAGUUCACCACCAGUGCAUCCGCCCAGCAGCACGAGCAGUAUAUGCAUCUGGAUGAGCGACCGAGGCCGGUAAUUUGCGAGCAGUGUGGUGUGGGUGUGCAUUCGAUGAGCGCCCUCAAAGAGCACGUUCUGAAGCACACCGACUAUGCUCCUUUCGAAUGCGAAGUGUGCAAGAAGUGCUUCAAGUCGGCCAACCGACUGAAGCACCACAAGGAGACGCACGAUCCGCACAAGUACAUCUGCCCGGAGUGUGGUAUGCAACUGAAUUCGCGUACAACACUGAAUCGCCAUCGCCUGGUGCACACGGAUCAGAUGCAGCACAAGUGCGACUACUGCGGCAGAGAGUUCAAGCGGGCCAAAGCCCUUAAAAAUCACCUCAUCCUGCACACUGGCUUGAAGCCAUACUCCUGUGACUUUUGCGAUCGCACAUUUGCCAAUGGAUCCAACUGUCGCACGCACAAAAAGAAGUCGCAUCCCGAGGAGCUGGCCGCCCAGGAGGCGGCGGGUGGUGGAAAGUCCCAUAAUCGAAAUAUACCCAAGUUGGAGGCUCUCAAGGCAUUCACCAAAAACAAGGACAACCUUUCGCCGGUUGCCACUAAACAAAGUGGUUGCUUUGCUUUUGGAAAGAAGCCUAAACCGCCCAUCAAAAAUACUGCCAGCCUUACUCCAGCCUCAAAUCCCGCUCUUUCUCUAGAUAACCCGCCCGAACCAGCACCUGAUCCUGGAGGGGAAAACAUAGCUCAACCCGAUCCUCCAGCUUCGGCCAUACCCACGAUAGAUAAUAUCUACAACCACAUUAUGAUUGACUAUCGCUGAUGACACCUACAGUUAGUUUGCAAUUUUUAAUAAUGCACUUUUACAAGUUUUUAUUUCAAAGCUUUAACAAGUUAUUUUUUUAAAUAUGUUUAGUAUCCUGUUUGGGACACCAAUUGAUCACCUGACUCAUAAAAUCUAUGUUUAGAGUAAAAAAAUUUUAAUUCUGCUUCUGAUUGAUUGUUAUUAAAGAAUUCAUGAUUAAUAAGAGAGCUUCGGAGCUGAACAGAAAAUAAAAUAUAUUGGUAAAUUA
Drosophila ficusphila is the source of this 2101-nucleotide messenger RNA. Its product is annotated as zinc finger protein 70. The record is from RefSeq and is a predicted model, not a curated record. Gene Ontology annotation, cellular component: nucleus. Gene Ontology annotation, biological process: regulation of transcription by RNA polymerase II. The transcript is spliced from 3 exons. Lineage: Eukaryota; Metazoa; Arthropoda; Insecta; Diptera; Drosophilidae. The coding region runs from base 76 to 1851 and encodes 591 amino acids. Gene Ontology annotation, molecular function: zinc ion binding; RNA polymerase II cis-regulatory region sequence-specific DNA binding; DNA-binding transcription factor activity.